This is a messenger RNA of Populus nigra (black poplar), 754 nucleotides long. Its product is annotated as calcium-binding protein CP1-like. NCBI's taxonomy places the organism in Eukaryota, Viridiplantae, Streptophyta, Magnoliopsida, Malpighiales, Salicaceae. Bases 62 to 583 code for a protein of 173 amino acids. The record is from RefSeq and is a predicted model, not a curated record. Gene Ontology annotation, molecular function: calcium ion binding; enzyme regulator activity. The transcript has a single exon.
AUUGUCUUGUUUUACUUAAUUUCAUCAACAACUUUUUAGAAAGAAAACCUUCUCCCCCAACAUGAGCCCAUCUGCAACAAGUUUAGCUGCAGAGACCAAAAGGGGUGGUGCGAGAUCAGAUUUUAGGCCAGCGUUUGAUGUUCUUGAUGCCGACCAUGAUGGGAAGAUAAGCAAAGAUGACCUUCGCAUGUUUUACGCGGGGUUUUCAAGAAAUGAUGCUGACGAUGAUGUUAUAGGUUCAAUGAUGUCCGUCGCUGAUUUUAACAAAGAUGGGUUUGUUGAGUAUGAUGAAUUUGAACGUGUUUUGGAUGGUUUUAGUGGAAGCAAGGAAUCUUCGAUAUCGACAAGAUCUACUUCUGGGGUUAUGGAGGAUGUGUUCAAGGUUAUGGAUAAAGACGGAGAUGGAAAAUUGAGUGUUGAAGAUUUGAAAAGUUAUAUGCAAUGGGCAGGGUUUGAUGCUCCUGAUGAUGAUAUUAAAGCUAUGAUUAAAUUGGCUGGUUGUGCUGCUGGUGGUGAUGAAGAUGCUGUCACUUACGAUGGUUUGCUUAAGAUCUUGGCUCUUGAUAAUUCUCAUGUAGCAUAGUACUUUUGUAAUUUUAAUCUUAGAUUGUCCCUUCUUUUUUUUGGAAAGAACAAUACGUGGAUGCUCAUUAAUUAUGAAUAAGACAUGUUCUUGUUCGUGUUCUGCCACAUGAAAUUGUUCUAUUGUAAAUCACGAUUCUUGGUGGAAUGUGAGUUGCCAAUUGAAAUUGAA